Cydia splendana is the source of this 2514-nucleotide messenger RNA. RefSeq names its product zinc finger protein 431-like. The coding region runs from base 22 to 2514 and encodes 830 amino acids. The record is from RefSeq and is a predicted model, not a curated record. Lineage: Eukaryota; Metazoa; Arthropoda; Insecta; Lepidoptera; Tortricidae. The transcript is spliced from 3 exons.
GUUGCAGGGCAAACUCCUCGGAUGAAACCAAGUGGUAGACCUGAAAUAUACCAAUGUACCCACUGUAAAUAUACAACAGCUACACAAAUAUGGUUCAUCAGGCAUUUGAAAAAACAUACUAAUGCGAAAUCAUACAAGUGUGAACACUGUAGUUAUGCUAGCAGCAUUAGAGGUAAUUUGAAGGUUCAUCUAAGAACACACACUGGCGACAAGCCUUACAAAUGUGACCAGUGUAGUUAUGCUAGCAGAAGUAAAUGUACUUUGAAAGUUCAUCUAAGAACACACAUUGGCGACAAGCCUUACAAAUGUGACCAGUGUAGUUAUGCUAGCAGAAGUAAAUGUACUUUGAAAGUUCAUCUAAGAAAACACACUGGUGAAAAACUUUACAAAUGCCACCAGUGUAGUUAUGCCAGCAGCCAGAAAGGUGGAUUGAAAGUUCAUCUAAGAACACACACUGGCGAUAAGCCUUACAAAUGCCAACAGUGUAGUUAUACCUGUGCCCAAAAAGGACUUAUGAAACGUCAUAUAAGAAAACACACUGGCGACAAGCCUUACAAAUGCGAGCACUGUAGUUAUACUAGCAGCGAUAGUGGUAAUUUGAAGGUUCAUGUAAGAAAACACACUGGCGUAAAACCUUACAAGUGCAAGUACUGUAGUUAUGCAUGUGUAAAAAAAGCAAUAUUGAAUGUUCAUGUAAGAACACACACUGGUGACAAGCCUUACAAAUGCCACCAGUGUAGUUAUGCUAGCAGUCUGUCAAGUUAUUUGAAGGUUCAUCUAAGAAAACACACUGGUGAAAAACCUUACAAAUGUGAACUAUGUAGUUAUGCUAGCAGCCAUAAAAGUCAAUUGAAGCUUCAUAUAAAAAGACACACUGGCGACAAGCCUUACAAAUGUGAGCAGUGUAGUUAUGCUAGCAUCCAGAAAGGUCAAUUGAAAGUUCAUCUAAGAACACACACUGGCGACAAGCCUUACAAAUGCCACCAGUGUAGUUAUGCUAGCAGUUAUAAAAGUGAUUUGAAGGUUCAUCUAAAAAGACACACUGGUGAAAAACUUUACAAAUGUGAGCAGUGUAGUUAUGCUAGCAUCCAGAAAGGUCAAUUGGAAGUUCAUCUAAAAACACACACUGAUGAAAAACCUUACAAAUGCCACCAGUGUAGUUAUGCUAGCAGUCAUAAAAAGUGUUUGAAGGCUCAUCUAGAAAGACACAUUGGCCAGAAGCCUCACAAAUGCCACCAAUGUAGUUAUGCUAGCAGCAAUAAAGGUAAUUUGCAAGUUCAUCUAAGAAAACACACUGGCGAAAAACCUUACAAAUGUGAGGUAUGUAGUUAUGCUAGCAGCCAUAUAAGUCAUUUGAAGGCUCAUAUAAAAAUACACACUGGUGAAAAACCUUACAAAUGUGAGCAGUGUAGUUAUGCUAGCAUCCAGAAAGGUCAAUUGAAAGUUCAUCUAAGAACACACACUGGCGACAAGCCUUACAAAUGCCACCAGUGUAGUUAUGCUAGCAGUUAUAAAAGUGAUUUGAAGGUUCAUCUAAAAAGACACACUGGUGAAAAACUUUACAAAUGUGAGCAGUGUAGUUAUGCUAGCAUCCAGAAAGGUCAAUUGGAAGUUCAUCUAAAAACACACACUGAUGAAAAACCUUACAAAUGCCACCAGUGUAGUUAUGCUAGCAGCCAUAAAAGUCAUUUGAAGGCUCAUCUAAAAAGACACACUGGUGAAAAACUUUACAAAUGUGAGCAGUGUUGUUUUGCUAGUACCCGCAAAGGAAAUUUGAAUGCUCAUGUAAGAACACACACUGGUCACAAGCCUUACAAAUGUGAACUGUGUAGUUAUGCUAGCCGUACUAAAGGUUCUUUGAAGGUUCAUCUAAGUAGAAUCCAUUUAAAGAAACACACUGGAGAGAAACAAUACAAAUGUGGCCACUGCAGCUAUGCUAGUGAUGACAGAGAUGUUGUACGAAAACAUGAAAUUAUACACGAUGAUGAAAAGCGUCACACUGGAGAGAAACAAUACAAAUGUGGUCACUGCAGCUAUGCUAGUGAUGACAAAGAUGCUGUACGAAAACAUGAAAUUAUACACGAUGAUGAAAAGCGUCACACUGGAGAAAAACAAUACAAAUGUGGUCACUGCAGUUAUGCUAGUGAUGACAAAGACGCUGUACGAAAACAUGAAAUUAUACAUGAUGAUGAAAAGCGUCACAAAUGUGGCCAGUGUAAUUAUGCUACCAUUUAUAAAAUAAAUUUACAGAUCCAUAAAUGCACACAUUCUGUUGAGAUACUUCACAAGAGACGCACGGAUCUCGAAGGGCAGCACAAAGAGUUAAAGUAUGGUGGAGCAGCGGCCAGCAGCAGGCGGCCCUCGCACGCCGCGCACGGCGACGCGCGUGACGCCGCGCACGACCACACUUACAGCGCCGCUCUUCCAGGCCUCGAGAGCGGCCUCGACGUGUCGUACGCGGAGAUCAAGAGAAAGACAGACGAAGAAACGACCGCAUCGUUAUACACCGGAUAG